AUGCACCACCAACACUCCGAUACGCUUCCCUUCCCCGACUUCGCGUCGUCAGUGCCAGAACCCGACCGUGCUAGUCUCGCUAGGCUCAGCAGCGAUGAGAUCAGAGCCUGGACACUGAGGAAAUCGGACGAGUACCGCCUCCUCUCCUACACGAUGCUCUCCCUCCACAACGCCGCCGCACCGAUCCACACGCUUCACACUGAGCUGCUGGUCAAGAUAUUCGGUCAGACGUGGAAGGACUGGAGAAGCGUCCAUCUGACGUCCGUCUGCCGGCGAUGGCGCUCUGUCUACCUCUCCACGCCUCAAUUCUGGGCAGCAGCAGUUUCAGGGCUUACUUUCUUUUACUACGAUGGGACGGUUAUGGCCGGACGCGAGGACGUCCGGCCGGUCACAGCCGCUCUUCUCGAAAGGUCCUCCCCAUGCCUCAUCAAAGCAAAGAUCAUGGGACCCGAGCGUCCAGACGAGCUCCACCCACUAUCUUCUCUUCCUGUCGAGCUGUCUCUUCAUUCGUAUCGGAUCAGUUCUCUACAGCUCUACGUCGACAGCAGGCUGCUACACGAUUUGCCCCGGCUGUUGGAGACGAGCACGCCAGCACUAGAAACACUCGACAUCUAUGGUGGAGACGAGGAUGCCUAG
Messenger RNA from Dichomitus squalens LYAD-421 SS1, 636 nucleotides. RefSeq lists its product as uncharacterized. The record is from RefSeq and is a predicted model, not a curated record. Bases 1 to 636 code for a protein of 211 amino acids. The transcript has a single exon. NCBI's taxonomy places the organism in Eukaryota, Fungi, Basidiomycota, Agaricomycetes, Polyporales, Polyporaceae.